Molecule: messenger RNA, 5335 nt
Organism: Nannospalax galili (Upper Galilee mountains blind mole rat)
Lineage: Eukaryota; Metazoa; Chordata; Mammalia; Rodentia; Spalacidae
Gene: Creb5
Product: cAMP responsive element binding protein 5
Exons: 11
Coding region: 108-1613 (501 amino acids)
Biological process (GO): regulation of transcription by RNA polymerase II
Molecular function (GO): DNA-binding transcription factor activity, RNA polymerase II-specific; cAMP response element binding
Source: RefSeq, a predicted model, not a curated record
CACUCUAAAUAGAAUGUAUUGUAAUCUUUGCUCAGUCCAACGUGGUCCCUUCACCCGGGCUCCGCUCUUGCCUUCUCCACACUUGUUUGAUUUAUGAGGAAUCCAAGAUGAACUUGGAGCAGGAGAGGCCGUUUGUCUGCAGUGCCCCAGGCUGCUCCCAGCGUUUCCCAACAGAGGACCACCUGAUGAUUCAUAGGCACAAGCAUGAGAUGACUCUGAAGUUUCCCUCAAUAAAAACAGACAACAUGUUAUCAGAUCAGACUCCAACCCCUACGAGAUUCCUGAAGAACUGUGAGGAGGUGGGUCUCUUCAGUGAGCUGGACUGCUCCUUCGAGCAUGAAUUCAGGAAGGUUCAGGAGGAGGAGAACAGCAAGCGGAAUAUCUCCAUGCAUAAUACAGUUGGUGGGGCUAUGACAGGGCCUGGAGCUCACCAGCUGGGCAGCACUCGAAUGCCCAACCACGACACCAGUGUUGUGAUUCAGCAAGCCAUGCCUUCGCCCCAGUCCAGCUCAGUCAUCACACAGGCUCCUUCCACCAACCGCCAGAUCGGGCCUGUCCCAGGCUCUCUAUCGUCUCUGCUUCAUCUCCACAACAGACAGAGGCAGCCCAUGCCAGCCUCCAUGCCUGGGACCCUGCCUAACCCCACCAUGCCAGGAUCUUCUGCAGUCUUGAUGCCAAUGGAGAGACAAAUGUCAGUGAACUCCAGCAUCAUGGGCAUGCAAGGUCCAAACCUCAGCAACCCCUGUGCUUCUCCCCAAGUCCAGCCAAUGCAUUCCGAAGCCAAAAUGAGGUUGAAGGCCGCAUUGACUCACCACCCUGCUGCUAUGUCAAAUGGAAACAUGAGCACCAUAGGACACAUGAUGGAGAUGAUGGGCUCCCGGCAAGACCAGACGUCGCACCACCACAUGCACUCACACCCGCAUCAGCACCAGACACUGCCACCUCACCACCCCUACCCACACCAGCACCAGCACCCAGCACACCACCCCCACCCGCAGCCCCAUCACCAGCAGAGCCACCCACAUCAUCACUCCCAUUCCCACCUUCACACACACCCAGCACACCACCAGACCUCGCCACACCCGCCCCUGCACAGUGGCAACCAAGCACAGGUUUCACCAGCCACACAACAGAUGCAACCAACCCAGACAAUACAGCCGCCACAGCCCACAGGAGGACGUCGGCGAAGGGUGGUGGAUGAGGAUCCAGAUGAGAGGCGGAGGAAAUUUCUGGAACGGAACAGGGCAGCUGCCACCCGCUGCAGACAGAAGAGGAAGGUCUGGGUGAUGUCACUGGAAAAGAAAGCAGAAGAGCUCACCCAGACAAACAUGCAGCUUCAGAAUGAAGUAUCCAUGUUGAAAAACGAAGUGGCCCAGCUGAAACAGUUGUUGUUAACACAUAAAGACUGCCCAAUAACAGCCAUGCAGAAAGAAUCACAAGGAUAUUUAAGUCCAGAGAGUAGUCCUCCUGCAAGUCCUGUCCCAGCAUGCUCACAGCAGCAGGUUAUCCAGCAUAACACCAUCACUACGUCCUCAUCAGUCAGCGAGGUUGUGGGGAGCUCCACCCUCAGCCAGCUCACUACUCACAGAACAGAUCUGAAUCCUAUUCUUUAAAAUGCACGGGUCAGACCUUGCCUCCACAAAGAGCUGUAGCAUACCAUGCAUCCUUUUUCCUAAGGGCAUUUUUAGAAUUAACUCAGACCUGGAAGAUGCUUCAGCUCUUCAAAGACUGGCUUUCGUUUUUAUAGGUAUUACGGAAAUGUUGUCUUUUAUACUUAGUUAUAUAAGAAAAAAGGGAGUUAUGCAAUUAAUAUCUAUCAGCUUGGGAAAUGCGUUGGUGCUUUUCUCCAAUUUUCUGGUACCAGUUACUUGUUUAUAAACGGAACCUUUUCUGUAUAUAGCCAUGGUUUCAUUCUUAUCAGUCCAAGCCUUUGCCUGAAACAAUGAAUCUUGUCAAACUACAGCUUUAGCCAAAAUGAGGUAUAACUGAUAUCAAGUGAGAUGUAUCCACAGCAACCGGGUAGACAAUCUGAUGAUGUCAUAACUCAUGUUGAGUUUGUGCUGUGAUGUCAUCAGAAUCCCAGAUAAACACAUGACCAUCUCAAGGAUCCAUCGAUAUUCUAAUAAAACCACCAAGCCUCUCACCCUCUCCCCUCCUCUUGGUCCACUUGCUCCAAUGUCCACUUUUCUUCUCCACUUCCAUUUCCCUGGAGCCCCUGUUUAAUCUUCAUUUUAACUUUAUUUUGUUUCACUUUUCCCCCUUUAGCAUUGUAUGUGAAGAAAAUAAUAUUUAAAGAAGAAAAAAAAUAUCAAAUCUUGCAAAUGUGGACCGAGCUGUUGCUGCAUUCAUGUUUAACCCGCAGCUGGAGUUCAUUCAACUCCGCCUUUUACAAAAUAGUAACCAGGAGAUGUUUAAUGUGCCUGAUUUAAUGUUUUUAAUAAUCAGAGCAAAUAAAAGGUGGUUUGUUAUAAGUGAAGCACUGUUGAAUGCCAGCUGUGGAGACACUAGGGAAGGGAGCUUUGUAAGCCCAAAUUGUGAACGUUCAAGUUAGGAUGUGGGGCCAUAACAUCACACCCUUGAAUUACAACUGAUUUUCUAUAGCUUGUCCAUAAUGUUAAAAUCCAUGCACUAUAUAAUAAUUCAGAAGGGCUCUGUUCACUACACAGAUUAUAUUGUUCAAUCAUCAGCUGCUAAUAGCCUAAGAUUUAUUAUUAUUAUUUUUUUAAGCCUAUGGAACCAGCCCUGCUGUUCUGGUAGGAGGAAGCAGACUCACUCCUGGAGAAACAAAGAGAAAAACAAGUCCAGUGUUUCUCCAGGGUGCUCUCUGCCUGCCAGAACGGUAACAGCUUCUUUGGCUGCUGAGUCCCAUGGAGGUGACCAGGCCUCUGCACUCUUCUGAAUAAUUCUGAUUUAUAUUUUCAGCAACUUCCAUGGACUGACUCAUUAUAAAAAGCAGAUAGAACCCAAACCACAGUUGUGCCUCCUUGAAAAAAGCCAUUCUACUGUGCUAGUGUUUUAAUAUCAUGUUUCACAAAUAAUAGGGGCUAAUGUUACUUGCUAGUCUAGGCAGGUGCUGAUGUUUCAUCUCUGUUUGAAUGGUUCACUCUUAACAUGUGUGUGUGUGUGUGUGUGUAUGAGUAUAUGUGUGUGUGUGAGGGUGUGCGUGCACAUGCCUGUGUGUGUGUGUUUAUGAACAGUAUAGGUUUUAAAAGAACAGUAUUUUACAAAAGGUGUCACUUUUCUAAGACUUUCGAAUAGGAAGAAUGUGCUUUUCCUCUCACUCUAAUUUAAAAUUCUAUUUUGGAGAAAAAAGAAAAUAUGAGGGCUGUGAAGCAUGAUUUUUAUAACUAGUUUCAGUUUUAACUAACAACUUACUUUUUAAAUCAAUAUUUAUCAACAACUUUUCCAUGUGUGCAGUGUUUUUGAAAGACAAUUUUGGCUGUUCAGUAAAACUUAAGAUUUGCUUAUAUGGUCUAAGAAUCAAAACAAAUGCAAAAGCAGACAAACAAAAAAGAAUAAAGUGAAAAGAGUAAAAAAAAAUAUGCAGGCAAAAAGAAUUUUUAUUGUAUUGUAGGAAAGCAUAUCAUUUCCAAGUAUUUUAAAUACUGAAUUAAUUUUUGCUAUUAUUUUUUUAAUUCCAGAAGCAACGGAAUGGUUUAAGUGGACUUUGUAUGAAAUGUUUUAAGACUUAGUUUUUAAAAGACGUUGAUAUUUCUAUCUCUAUUUUGAAAUCAAAAAUAAUUUCUUCAAAAUUCCUUCUGUAGACCAUGCGUGUGUUGUGCUCCUCUCUAAAGACAGGGGGCGAGUUGAAAUGAUUGUCUUCACUUUUUAACUUUUAUUCUAUGUUUGCUUUAAGUAAACAAAACCCGUCUUUACUGCAUGCAUAACAUUUAAUUAAAUGUAUUUUUAAUACACUAGUAAUAUCAGAAUGUCCAGGGAGUAAUACGCCAGCAAAAUUACAAUUUCUAGUUUUACUUAUCUUCCACCUCUAGAGAUAUUUAGUUGUUAAACUGAAAGCCUGUGCAGUUAAGAACUUGCCUAAGUUUUCAUAAUUCAGCACCUUGACAGCUUGAUUGAUGUGCAUUAUUUAUAACUCAAUUAUGCGUGUUUUUUAUGCUAAGUAUGCAGGCCAACCACACACAGUUAGCAAACCUUCCUCAACAUAUAAUUAGAAGAAACUGCCUUCUUGUUACAUGCAGGGCCUUUAGGUAUGUUCAUUCAUACCGUGGACUUGCACUCAGUAAGGAUGCCAGCUUGCUAUCAGGGCUUUCUAAAACACCAAGGAGAAAGAAACUUUGUUGGUAAACUCCUACUCCCUAUUUAUCUGUAGUAAAGAGUCCACAUAAAGAUCCAGCCUUUUACCCAGUCACAGAUCCCACCUGACAUGCCCCCUGCACUGCUUGCUGUACACCUACCAUUCUAGGAAAGCAUCCUUUUAAUCCCAUUCUCUUCUCCCAGCCAGUUACUGUGUCACCCAUGCAUACUUUUGGAAAUCAGUGGCAAUGGUCCUUGGAGCUCCCAUCUCCAAAGAGAGGAAGGACGGUCCGACAGCACUGCCUUGCAUUCCUGUGUGGCUUGCUAUAUCACAGGAUCUGCCUCUGAAGUCCCUGCCAGCUUCCUGGGCACUUCUCCAACACCUCCCCUCCUGAUGUGUUGGGAGCUAAUAAUGUAAAUAGUACACCUGAGACCAUGUCUUCCAGGUGGGUCCCCACUGAGAUAAGAGCCUACCAUCCCAAUUGCUUCUCCUUGACAUGUUUCUCAAUCUGUGAUGCUAGGACAGGUAGAGUGAAAAAUCCCAGUCCUAGAAGAAUGUACUAGUUUCAAAGCUAGAUGUCUUCUCCUACUCAUCAUUUCCUGCACCCCAAGACAACCUGUGCAAGUCAUCGUUUUUACACAGCCCAAGGGAGACCAGUAGUAUGUGCGCUGUCAUGGUACAUGCUGUAGCAAUUUGGUGACUUAUGUGGAGCCUAUCUAGUCAAUAAACAAAAUGUAGUAUGUACUCUGAGGGAGGUGUCAGUGGUAAAUGUUCAGGUGGCUGUUGUCUGCUAGUAAAGUAAAUGUUAGUGGGAUAGUUUGUCAUUAAAAUCAUAAACCAGCUAUGGUAAAAGACCAGCCUUUGGUUGGGAAUUUUUAAGCAUCAGUAACUGCUACAAAACUAGCCUUCCAGAUAGGAUAGAAUGUGCUUCUUGCUGAUUAAUAAAACCAUCUAAGAAAAUAUAUAUGUAUGUAUGUGUGUAUACAGUGGAAUUCAAGGACCAAAGCAAAAUUUGAACAGGAAUCUAUUAAUUUAGAAUUUUAUAAGCUAUUUAUUAAUAAAUGUUAUUUUUAAACAUUC